This is a messenger RNA of Oryza sativa Japonica Group (Japanese rice), 2002 nucleotides long. Its product is annotated as rust resistance kinase Lr10. Gene Ontology annotation, molecular function: protein kinase activity; polysaccharide binding; ATP binding. The record is from RefSeq and is a predicted model, not a curated record. NCBI's taxonomy places the organism in Eukaryota, Viridiplantae, Streptophyta, Magnoliopsida, Poales, Poaceae. Gene Ontology annotation, biological process: protein phosphorylation.
GCUGUCGUCUCUGCUUCUGCAGCUGCAGGCCACGGCAUGGGAAGACAAGGAUUUCUCAGCUACUGCCCGCCGUCGCGGUGCAGCGAGCAUGGCCCCGAGAUCAGGUUCCCUUUCCAACUUGAAUCCAACAAUACUACACCAUCCUCAUGUAGCGUACCAUGCAUGAAGCUAGCAUGCUCCGGCCAAGACACCAUCUUAGAUAGCAGAUACUCGUACCUUGGAAGCCCAUACAAGGUGACCGCCAUAGAUUACAAGCAUACUACCCUCACCAUCAUCCCUAUCGGAGACUUGGAUUCAUGUCCGCUUCUAAAUUCUGUACCACUUCCUUCUCAGCCACUCCAUUAUCAUUAUCACGGUGCAAACUGGAGCUCUUGCGACAUAUACAAUUGGGGUUCUGCAGCCCUAGUAAGCUGUUCUCAAGAGUUGACACAAACUGAUAUCCCUUCCACUCAUAUUGCUGGCCCAAUCUCUUGCCUGUCCACCAACUCAACUCACUUCUCCUAUUUGGUGGCUUAUGAUGUGCCUACGUGUCUUAUUCCAAUCCAGUGCGAGGUCAUCUCAGAUGGCCCCAUUCCGAUACCAUAUUUUUACUCUGGCCAUGCCUCGCUCACCUUCAGGCAAAGUGCAGAAAGAAUCCUCAAUUUUGCUGACACGACGGUCUAUUGGAGAUCCUUCGCAAACCCAGCCGCUUACAAUUGCUCACAGUGUGAACAACAAGGCCGACGCUGCGCAUACAGCUCACAAAGAAAUCAAACAUUCUGCAUGCGUCGAGGUUCACAUGUCAAAGUAAUUGCAGCCAUUGCACUUUAUCUUUCACUGAAGACAAGAUAUAACGAAGAGAUACACAUGAAGGUAGAAAUGUUUCUCAAAACGUAUGGCACAUCAAAACCCACAAGGUACACUUUCUCCGAAGUGAAGAAGAUAGCAAGACGGUUCAAGGUUAAAGUAGGACAAGGAGGAUUUGGAAGUGUGUACAGAGGCGAGCUACCAAAUGGAGUCCCUGUGGCGGUCAAGAUGCUAGAAAAUCCAAAAGGAGAAGGAGACGAAUUCAUCAAUGAGGUCGCGACUAUCGGGAGAAUCCAUCAUGCAAACAUUGUCCGCCUCCUUGGCUUUUGCUCAGAAGGAACAAGGCGGGCUCUCAUUUACGAAUACAUACCCAAUGAUUCGCUGGAGAAAUAUAUAUUUUCACAUGAUUCUAAUACUUCUCAAGAACUCCUAGUACCAAGCAAGAUGCUAGAUAUUGCUUUAGGCAUUGCCCGAGGAAUGGAGUACCUGCAUCAAGGAUGUAACCAGCGUAUCCUCCACUUUGAUAUCAAACCUAACAACAUCUUGCUGGACUAUAACUUCAGCCCGAAGAUUUCAGACUUUGGCCUUGCAAAGCUGUGUGCAAGGGACCAAAGCAUCGUUACCUUGACUGCAGCAAGAGGCACGAUGGGCUAUAUUGCACCAGAGCUAUAUUCUCGGAACUUUGGGGAGAUAUCUUACAAGUCAGAUGUUUACAGUUUCGGCAUGCUGGUACUAGAAAUGGUCAGUGGAAGGAGGAAUUCAGACCCAAGUGUUGAAAGCCAAAAUGAGGUUUACUUCCCAGAGUGUAUCUAUGAACAGGUUACCACUGGGCGGGAUUUGGAACUUGGUAGGGAAAUGACUCAAGAAGAGAAAGAAACAAUGAGACAGCUGGCCAUUGUGGCACUAUGGUGCAUUCAAUGGAACCCAAAGAACCGGCCAUCAAUGACAAAGGUGGUGAACAUGCUAACAGGGAGGUUGCAGAAUCUACAUGUGCCACCUAAACCAUUUUUCUCAGCUGAUAGCCAUCCUAUAAUGUAAGACUUGCAGAACAUGCUGCCAUAAUUUAGUAAAAGAAUAUGUGAUAGAUAAACUAAAUGCAAUGUAAUAAAUGCAUAGCGACAGCAUGCAAUGUAUUCUCUUAUUGUUCCAUUCUAUUAGCCACCUGAAAUACAUUCAACGAUGAAAUUGGAAAAUUGUAGUUCAAUUGCCACGGAUA